Messenger RNA from Guillardia theta CCMP2712, 624 nucleotides. RefSeq lists its product as hypothetical. The transcript is spliced from 5 exons. NCBI's taxonomy places the organism in Eukaryota, Cryptophyceae, Pyrenomonadales, Geminigeraceae. The record is from RefSeq and is a predicted model, not a curated record. Bases 1 to 624 code for a protein of 207 amino acids.
AUGAAAGGAGAAGCACAACUGAUGAAAGGAGGACGAGAGAAUUUUCGAAUAGGAUUCGGACGAGGACUGAAUCGGGAUGAGCCAGCGACAAGGCGAGCAUUUGAUGGCUGCAAGAACAUCAUCCAAGAGCGGCAGGCCAAGACUGUGAUAUGGGACGGGGACAACUGGGAGAAUGGAGGGUUUACAUCUGUAAUACCAGAGCUCGUCAAAGAGCAAGACGUCUUGUUAGUCGCUGUCUUGUACGAGGAGGAUCAAGAUCGGUUUCUUGAUUCAUGGGGAGAUGUGAUAGAGGAUAAGUCGAUGAUGGCCUUGGUGCUCGUGCCAGCUGAAGAUCGAGCAAUCGAAUUGCAGUUAGACAAAUAUGUUGACCUGGGCCUGUAUGGAAUUUUCAUGUCACAGUCGACUUGCAUCCUUUGUUUGGGAUGCGGUAAGGUCGUGCAGGAAGAGAUUGUCAACAUGGAAAGAUACAUGUUGUUCAAGAUGACUGGACAAGAGCCGAUUGAUUCCAAGCUGAAGGUGGAAUGGAAAGUCUUUCCGCUGACAAGAAUGGUUGGGGAGCAACUUCAACAAUCAUUCGUGCCACGAUCUCACAAAGUUGACAUCAUGGAGAUCGCAUUAGGAUGA